AUGUCAGACACUCUCCCUGCUGUUAACGACGACCGGGCAGCGCGCGUCGUUGCUGGGCAUCUCCCCUCGGGCUAUACCGCUGACUUUGAUGGGGUGCGUCCCGAUGAUGAUGCACCAAGAGGUCCUUCAGAGCCCGAGCCCGAAUCGUCUCUCAAGCUCCAAGGCGGCGACAUACACCGCGAUUUAUACAAGAUUCAAAAUCGGAACAAAUUACAGCGAGCCGCCACCUUUUCGCAUCCAAAUGAAUCCUCCACCGCAAUGGAGAACGAGAUUUCAGUAUCCGAACAACUUGCUCCGGGUGGCUUCCGGCGAGAGUUUGUCCGCAAGAAGUAUGGCCGCUUCAAUCCUGCGGUGAUUCCCGUCACGAGAAAUUUCGUCGAGUUUCUCUCCCUCUACGGAGCGUUCGCUGGUGAGGAUUUGGAAGACUCGGAAGAUGAAUCAGCGCUUGAGGAUGAGGAAGAGGCACUCUCAGAGACGAGGCCACUGCUUCGGCGAAGCACCACCAUGGCCAAGGUGGGAGAUGCAGGGAUGACGAAGACCUUCUUCACCUUGCUCAAAGCCUUCAUCGGCACUGGAAUCAUGUUCUUGCCCAAAGCUUUCAACAAUGGUGGCAUCCUUUUCUCGUCCAUGACACUGUUGACAGUCUCAUUGGUCACGACAUGGGCGUUUCAUCUCUUACUGCAGUGUCGUCAGAUCCACAAGAGGAGCGGCUAUGGUGAGCUUGGUGAAGUAAUUGGCGGUCCUAGAAUGAGGGCUAUCAUCCUUGGGUCGGUCACAAUCUCACAGCUCGGGUUCGUCUGCGCUGGGACUGUAUUCGUCGCUCAAAAUCUGUAUGCAUUCGAAGAAGCAGUUACCAGAGGCCCCGCUCGGAUAUCGACCAAUAUCUUGAUUGCCCUUCAGCUGAUCGCUUUAAUUCCGUUGGCAUUCAUCCGCAAUAUCUCCAAGCUUGGUCCCGCAGCGCUGGUGGCCGACAUUUUCAUACUGCUCGGUCUAGCUUACAUUUAUUACUAUGACAUUUCUUACCUGGCAAUGAACGGACUAAACCCUACGGUCCAGCUGUUCAACCCUCAGCACUACACCCUUACCAUUGGCUCAGCCAUCUUCACUUUCGAGGGAAUUGGUCUCAUCCUUCCCAUUCAAUCGUCGAUGCGCGAGCCUGAAAAGUUCGAACCACUUCUGUGGGUCAUUAUGCUCAUCAUCACCAUCAUCUUCACUUCCAUAGGAGCACUCUGCUACGCAACGUUUGGCUCGGCAACCAAGAUUGAAGUCAUCUCCAAUUUCCCACAAAGCAGCAGACUCGUUAACGCGGUCCAACUUCUGUACGCGCUUGCGGUUAUGGCUGGCACCCCAGUCCAGCUAUUUCCGGCUCUUCGAAUUCUCGAAGGUAAGAUGUUUGGCCAUCGUUCUGGCAAACGGGACACGUCCAUCAAGUGGAAGAAGAAUGGAUUCAGGACGGUUCUCGUCGUGCUUUGCGCCUUGGUUGCAAUUCUGGGGUCGAGCAACCUGGACACGUUUGUCGCGCUUAUUGGUUCGAUCUGUUGCGUUCCGCUUGUCUACAUAUAUCCGCCACUCCUGCACUACAGAGGGGUCGCACAGUCCAGAUGGGCCAAAGUUGGAGAUGUCGUGUUGAUGAUACUGGGUGUUGUGUGUAUGAUUUACACGGCUGUCAUCACCAUCGUGACCAGCUUCAUGCAGUAA
Fonsecaea nubica is the source of this 1698-nucleotide messenger RNA. RefSeq lists its product as hypothetical. Gene Ontology annotation, biological process: amino acid transmembrane transport. NCBI's taxonomy places the organism in Eukaryota, Fungi, Ascomycota, Eurotiomycetes, Chaetothyriales, Herpotrichiellaceae. The transcript has a single exon. The record is from RefSeq and is a predicted model, not a curated record. The coding region runs from base 1 to 1698 and encodes 565 amino acids. Gene Ontology annotation, molecular function: amino acid transmembrane transporter activity.